Bursaphelenchus xylophilus (pine wood nematode) is the source of this 2259-nucleotide messenger RNA. NCBI's taxonomy places the organism in Eukaryota, Metazoa, Nematoda, Chromadorea, Rhabditida, Aphelenchoididae. The record is from the annotation of a GenBank genome assembly.
AUGCUUUUGGAACUGUUCUUCGUUUUACUUGGUCUGGUCGCAUUUUAUAAUUGUUGGUGGAAGCGGAGAGGGCUCCCUCCGGGCCCUAUGCCAACUCCGUUAAUCGGUAAGAGUGGUAGAAAAAUAUUUGAGUUGACACCCAUAAAAAACAAAAAAGAUUUAAUAAAUCAUUAAAUUUUGAAAUUGGCUAGAAUUAAGACGCUACUUUGUAAGCCAAUCCACGUUGAUAGAAGAUGUGAUUUUUUUUCUCUAACUCUUCGUCCUCAUUUACCCGAAUCUCUGAUUCGAAAAGAACCUUUCCCCACUUCUAUUGUUUAACUACAAUGAUUUUUUAAGGGAACGGCUAUCAACUAAGCAAGUACCCCUCCAGCGAAGCAGCCUGUAAGGUAUGGAAAGAUCAGUACGGAGAUACCUUUACAAUAUGGAGUGGAGAGCGUCCAAUCGUUUGCGUCACCGACUUCAACACGAUCAUCCAUCACUUCGUCAAGAAUGGAGAACAAUUCCAAGAUCGCCCCGAUGACAGCAACUAUUUGAACUUUGUUGGGCGCGGCCUUCAUGGAGUGUUCCUAGUCGAUGGGGAAUUAUGGAAGAAUCAGCGGAGAUUCGCGCUACAUACUUUCAGAGAUUUUGGAUUGGGGAAGAAUCUGAUGGAAGAAAGGGUAAGAACGAAUUCUUGCGGCCCGGCCACAAGAAACAAACAUUAGGUCGGCCCGGGGCCUUUUCAGGUUUGAUCAGGCCGUCAGAUUGCCACCUUUACGCAAAACAAAAAAAUUUCAAUUUUUUUAGGUCAUUGAAGAAUGCGAUUCAAUGUUUGAAAGAAUUGAAAAACAAAGGAAAGGUGGCAACCCUUUAAUCAGCUUGGUCGAUCACGUCGACAUUGUCAUCGGCUCAAUUAUCAACAAUCUUCUUUUUGGCUACCGUUACAAUGAGAAUAACCUCACCGAGUUUAAAGACUUGAAGGAGCGCGCCACUCUUGCCAUUACAACUGCAGGAUCGCCUCCAGCAAUGAUCUGCAGACCAAAUCCGGAGUUUUAUUUAAAAUGGCCAAUUUUGGGGAACGUCUUGGCCACAGCUAAGAAAACGUCAAUUCAUUUGCAAGAUUUCUUCAAGACCAGAAUCCAAAAUCAUGUCGAUGAGCUGAGAAAUGUCGACCUUAGUCAAUUGGAGCCCACUGACUUCGUGGCGGCAUUUAUGAAAGAGCGAUAUCGUUUAGAUUCUAUUGGAGAAGAGCAUUUCUUCUCUGAUCAACAACUUGUAGUUUUGGUUUAUGAUUUGUGGUUGGCUGGACAAGUAAGCUAGUACUUAGAAUAUCGUAUUUUAUUGUAGGAAACGACAAGUAAUACGAUUGGUUGGGCCAUCGGAUAUCUUAUUCAUUACCCAGAAGUUCAAAAAAAGGCCCAGGAAGAGUUGGAUCGAGUGAUUGGAUCUGACCGGACUAUCACCAUAUCAGACAGAUCGGAUCUUCAGUAUAUGCAAGCGCUUUGUAACGUAAGUGAACGUUUAAUACUUUCUAUUCAAAGGGGACGAAUGACAACAUCCUUCUAGAAGUUGUCACCGUUUUUUUUCAAAAAAAUCGCAAAAAUUCUGAAAAGUAGCGACAAAUUUUGAUCUUACCAUGUGAGCGGUUUCCGAAGUUUGCCAGGAGCCUCGCGCACCCUAAGCAACACAACCGUUUUCAGGAAACCCAAAGAAUCUCAAAUAUGGUCCCAAUGAACAUCAUCCACGCCACUGCCGAAGACGUUGUGGUCGAUGGGUAUCACUUGAAAAAGGGAACAGCCAUUACUCCGUUGAUUGGCGUUGUUCUUUAUGACGAGAAAGUAAGCGUUUCUCUUCGAAAAAUUGGAGUUUUCAAUUUUAUAACAAAGGAUUUUUAGAUUUUCCCAGAUCCCAUGAAAUUCAAACCCGAGAGAUUCUUGGACAAAGAUGGGAAAGUGAAGAGGGUUGACGAGUUCAUCCCAUUCUCCGUUGGCAAACGACAGUGUUUGGGAGAGGGGCUGGCUCGGAUGGAAAUCUUUCUGGUCAUCGCCAAUCUACUCAAUAAAUACAAGGUAUGGUAUAUGUAAUAUAAUACAACUGCCUUGCGCAUAGCAAGUCAAGGAUAUUGCAAGCAAAAAAAGCAGAGUCAAACAAACGAACAAUUUAUAUUCGUACUUCUUUCAGUUCCUUCCCGGAGAGAAGAUGCCCGAUCUCAAGAGACACCAUGGACUCACAGUUCACCUUAAAAACUUUGAAUGUCGAGUGGAACCCCGGUUCAAUUAA